This is a messenger RNA of Schizophyllum commune H4-8, 524 nucleotides long. RefSeq lists its product as uncharacterized. Gene Ontology annotation, cellular component: EMC complex; membrane; endoplasmic reticulum. NCBI's taxonomy places the organism in Eukaryota, Fungi, Basidiomycota, Agaricomycetes, Agaricales, Schizophyllaceae. The transcript is spliced from 3 exons. Gene Ontology annotation, biological process: autophagosome assembly; protein folding in endoplasmic reticulum. The record is from RefSeq and is a predicted model, not a curated record. Bases 30 to 377 code for a protein of 115 amino acids.
UCCCACGGCGCAUUUCCUCCCAAACGACGAUGGCGACGCAAGCACCGGCCGCCGCAACGCCUGACGCGAAGGUGCAGCUGAUAUACCCUCCGAAUGUGCAGGCGAACUCGACCGUGAACACUGUCAAGUUCAUCACCGCCUCCCUCGCUGGUGCCGUGGCGGGCAUUCUGGGCCUCCAGCACAUCAAGGGCUUUGCGCUAUUCGGCGCUUCUACGCUGCUUACCGCGUUCUGCCUGUUCGCCAUCAACUGCCGCGGGUCACCAGCGCGGUACGUGCCCGGCGGCCUGCCUGCGCUCGUGAACCCGGGCAAGGACAACGCGUUCACGUUCGUCCUCGUUUGGACGCUCUUCUACGGAAUCGUGCACGUGUACGACUGAAUGGGGCGCGUGGAUGGAUCUUCUCACCGUCCAGCUUAAUUCUUGGGGGGCCCAGGCACGGCGCGCAGAGAUAUACUUCCCGCCUGUACUCGAAUCUGGUUCUGGUUCGGAUUACACGUACGCUUUGCGAGCCAGCUUGGGGGCGUG